This is a messenger RNA of Paramisgurnus dabryanus, 479 nucleotides long. Lineage: Eukaryota; Metazoa; Chordata; Actinopteri; Cypriniformes; Cobitidae. The record is from RefSeq and is a predicted model, not a curated record.
ACAGCAAUGGCAAGAACCAAGCAGACCGCUCGCAAAUCUACUGGAGGCAAAGCCCCAAGGAAGCAGCUCGCUACUAAAGCCGCCCGUAAGAGCGCCCCGGCCACCGGUGGAGUGAAGAAUAUGAAGAAGCCUCAUCGUUACAGGCCCGGCACCGUGGCUCUGAGAGAGAUCCGCCGUUAUCAGAAAUCAACCGAGCUGCUGAUCCGCAAACUUCCCUUCCAGCGUCUGGUGAGAGAAAUCGCUCAGGACUUCAAGACGGAUCUGCGCUUCCAGAGCUCUGCUGUCAUGGCCCUGCAGGAGUCCAGUGAGGCUUACUUGGUCGGUCUGUUCGAGGACACCAACCUGUGCGCUAUCCACGCCAAGAGAGUCACCAUCAUGCCCAAAGACAUCCAGCUGGCCCGCCGUAUCCGCGGAGAGCGCGCAUAAACCUCUGAUCACAACAAAACCCAAAGGCUCUUUUAAGAGCCACCCAAAUACCC